Antechinus flavipes (yellow-footed antechinus) is the source of this 3380-nucleotide messenger RNA. RefSeq names its product cell division cycle 25B (gene CDC25B). Gene Ontology annotation, cellular component: cytoplasm; nucleus. Gene Ontology annotation, biological process: protein dephosphorylation; positive regulation of G2/M transition of mitotic cell cycle; positive regulation of G2/MI transition of meiotic cell cycle. The record is from RefSeq and is a predicted model, not a curated record. Gene Ontology annotation, molecular function: protein tyrosine phosphatase activity. NCBI's taxonomy places the organism in Eukaryota, Metazoa, Chordata, Mammalia, Dasyuromorphia, Dasyuridae. The transcript has 16 exons. Bases 121 to 1677 code for a protein of 518 amino acids.
CUCGGGGCCCCGCGGCCAAGCCGGCUGGCGGCCGGGCUGCUGCCGCCCACGGCCCGGGGGCUCUUCUGCUCCCCGGACCCCGUGGCCGCCUCCUCCCCGGUCACCACCCUGGCGCGAACCAUGAGCGACCUCGCCGGCCUGGGGAGUGAGACCCCCAAGAGAAAAAAGCCAAGCCUGGUCUUCCGGAGCAGAAUUGUCUCACUGUCCCGGGAAUCCUUGUCUUCCGAGAACUCGGAUUCAUCGGAAUUCUCAGAUGCGGGUCUCUCCAUGGAUUCCCCCAGCCCCGUGGACCCCCAGGCAAUGGACCACGUGUUUCAGGAGGCGAUCCGGGAGGCCGGCCAGGUCCGAGAAGACAGACUCCCCAUCAGACGCUUCCAGUCCUUGCCUGAGAAAUUCCUGGGAUCCAGCCCUGCCCUGAGGAACAUCACCAACUCCAGAGACCUGGACGCGCCCCGGAAGGGCAAGGGGGACGUGCAGCUGGACACGAGCAGCCAGGGAGACAAGGAGAAUGAAGCGUUCGUCUUCAAGAUGCCCUCCCGACCGGCGGGCCACAGCCGCUCCGCCGCCGCCGAGUGGGCCAGCCGGAGGGAGGCCUUCGCCCAGAGGCCAAACUCGGCCCCUGAUCUGAUGUGUUUCUCUCCGGGAGAGAGGGAAGAGAACUUGGGUCCCCUGCCCUUGCGCCGCUUUUCCAUGAACCAGAGCUCCGCCAGUGGAGAUGACGCCAGUGAUGAUGGAGAUGACGGGUUUAUGGACAUCCUGGAAGAUGACCUGAAGAACGAGGAAGAAGUCCCCCCAGGGAUGGAAAGCCUCAUCAGCGCGCCCUUGGUCAGGAAGGAAGAGGAAAGUGAACAGUCCUUAGUCAUGCACAGCAAGUGCCGCCGGCUGUUCCGCUCCCCCUCCAUGCCCAGCACGUCCAUCCGGCCGGUCCUCAAGCGGCUGGAGCGUCCCCGGGACAAGGACACGCCGGUCAAGAACAAGCGCAGGAAGAGCGUGACGAUCCCCGCCGCCGCCCUGGAGGAGAAGGAAGAGGAGCCGAAACCGCGACUGCUCCGCUCCAGGUCGUUAUGUCAUGACGAAAUUGAGACCAUCUUGGACAAUGAUCCCAGAGAGCUGAUCGGGGAUUACUCUAAGGCCUUUCUCCUGCAGACCAUCGACGGACGCCAUCAGGACCUUAAGUACAUCUCCCCAGAGACGAUGGUGGCCGUCCUAACAGGGAAGUUUAGCAAUAUUGUCGAGAAGUGCGUCAUCCUGGAUUGCAGAUAUCCCUAUGAAUUUGAGGGGGGUCACAUCAAGGGUGCGGUGAACCUUCCCUUGGAACAAGAUGCUGAGAAUUUUCUGCUGGUGAACCCCAUCCUCCCCAGUGAAGACAAGAGAAUUAUUCUCAUUUUCCACUGUGAAUUCUCCUCUGAGCGAGGACCUCGGAUGUGCCGCUUUAUCAGGGAGCGAGACCGAGCCUCCAAUGACUACCCAAACCUGUACUACCCCGAGAUGUACAUCCUCAAAGGGGGCUACAAGGAUUUCUUCCCCCAGUUCACGAUGUUCUGCGAGCCCCAGGAUUACCGGCCCAUGAACCACGAGGACUUCAAGGAGGACUUUAAGAGGUUCCGCCUGAAGAGCCGGACCUGGUCGGGAGAGCGGAGCAAGCGGGAGAUGUACAGCCGCCUGAAGGACUUCUGAGGGGCCGGGAGCAGACUUGACCACUUCCCCCACCCGUUCCCCUCGUGUCUCCUUGCCCCUUCCUCCUUCCCGGGCUGGAACACCGGCCACACUUGACUGUCCCCCCGCUCUCUGUGUAGGGGGCCGGGUUCCUGGAUGUGGCCUGGGGAAAAGCCCCGUCUCUCCCUUCUUACCCGUUUAUUUAAUUAUUUGCUGGACUUGAACUGAGGGCUCCAACCAAGGCUGUGCCCCCUCGGGGGUGGGGGGCAGCUGCCCAGCGUGCCAGUCCCAGGGGCUUCCGGUGCCCGCUGGACUCUGCGUCUGGACCGUGGGCGCUGGGCCGUCCCCAGGUGCUCGGCUGGCUCCCUCCCGGGGAGAGGCUUUCUGACACAGCCCCGCAGGGUUCCCUCCCCUCCGGGCAGCCCCCUGCUCCCCCCGGGGUUCUAUGUGUUGUCUGGUUUUUGUGUUUUCCUUUCCAGCCUCGGCCUGAUUGUUGUUAUUUGGGGUUGGGAGGCCAGAGGAAGCUGGUUUUUAAUCAGCUUAGGCCCAGGGUGGGGGGCGGGGAGAGAAAAAGGGAUCCAGCUCCAAGGACAUUUAGGGCUGACGCUUCUCCCUCCCCUUCCCCCAGUAAGUUUAUUUUCUUGGAUUUGGAGUUUGGGCUGUCCUGAAUCCAAAAACAUGUUGGUUCUGCACGUUCGGUGGGUGGGAACCACCCAGGCCUGGGAAGCGGGAACCCCAUCCUUCCUGGCCCGGGAGGAAGGCCUCCAUGUGAAGAGAACUCGGGAGUUCUCCCCCCCAAAGCCUUCGCGAUAUUUCAUUUAUUUUCUGAAAACAUUCUCUGAGGGGCGUUACGCUGCCCUGGACCCCCACUUGCCGCCCCAGCCACCCCUGAGCCAUUGCUGCUGUUUGAAGUUUUCCAUCCCAGGGAAGGCCAAAUGGACACGGGUCCGGGGUACCUUCCCCCACUGUGCCCAGAAGGGGCACCCUGUACACUCCUGUCUUUAAAAAAUAUUUUUUAAGGUAUAAAAGGGGUGGGAAAUGUCUUUUUUUUUGUUUGUUUAAAAAGCACUUCAUAAACUUGCACAGUAUCAAGUUUUUUUCUUUUGCCAACCAUUUGGUGGUAGCCUGCAGGACCUGCCACUGGGGAGGGAUUGGGGGCAGGGUCUUCGCCCCCUGGGCUGCCAUUCUGGGCCAGGUGGAGGUGAAGUCUGCCCUCUGCCUGAGGGGAUCUGGGGGGUUAAACAGGCCCCCAGGAUAACUGGUGGAGAGCGAGAGCUAGGCCCGAUGGGAAAGGGUUAGAGUGAUGUCCAGUGCUACUGUGAACUCCCCCCUGGGCUUUGUGUGACCCUCUCCCUCGUCCUGAGCUGAGGGGGGGGGGCUGAGCUGCUUGUAGUGGGAGCAGAUGCCUUCCUGGGAUGGAGCGACCCCUCUGGGGGUGUCUGUGUUGCCCCCCUCUCCUGAAAAGCACUUAAGCUGCACCUGUCCCGGGGGUCCUGCCCAGGGCGAGCUUAUGUGUAAGUGCAUGUUUGGUGAUCUCACCGUGAGUGGGAGGUGGAUCUCCAUUUUAUUUUAAAAUGAGGGGGGCUGGGAAGCCACUUCCUGCCUUGAAGACGGGUCCGUAGAAGGCUUCUCCCGCCCAGUGUCGGGGAAGGGCUCAGCCGGAUGGCCUCCCACCUUCCCCUUGUGAACCUCCUUUUGUUCAAUAAAGCCCUGGAAGUCAGUCA